This is a messenger RNA of Medioppia subpectinata, 3022 nucleotides long. The record is from the annotation of a GenBank genome assembly. Lineage: Eukaryota; Metazoa; Arthropoda; Arachnida; Sarcoptiformes; Oppiidae.
AUGACUAUCGAGGAGAUGUCGAUUCCCGGCCCGAAGAGCGGUUCAAAACUUGCAUUAAUUAGAGGCCAACGAAGUGUCAUAUCUAGAGAUUUUGCCGCUUAUAGAUCGGCUUUGGAGAGACACCACUACACCAUCGACGCCCCCAAUUGGCUCCGAUCUAAACGCAGAGCAUCCACACAAACCGCACACAAUAUGACCGAUUGGCUCAUCUUAUUUUGCUUGGCGUUCACCGAUGGAGACGACGGCUUUUGUCUUCAACGCAAAGACAUUCAAUCAUUAAAACCCUAUCAGAAAGUGAAUAGAAUUCCCGGAUUACGGAACCUAUUGUGGAAAAGAGACACGUUUUGCUCCACAAUGACUGAGGCCAGGAAAGUGCACCUUAUAAUGAAGAAUCCGGUGACUCCUCUGUGUUUUCUUAUGCCAAACCAAUUCCAACAGUUCGUCGAUGUGGCGGAAGCACUGGGCUAUUCAGCCGAAUGGCUGUUAAAGCCCAUAAGCAUCGGCGGACACACACCGGGAAACGGUCCGCAAAUGAUUAACAUAUUCACUAAUGAGGGAAGGGAUCGACUCCGAGAGUACAACAUAAAGAGGGCUGUAAUCCAGCAAUACGUGGCCAAUCCAUUGCACAUAUUUGGACAACCCGUCAAUUUGCGACUCUAUGUUAUCGUCACAUCUAUGGCACCGCUCAGGGCUUACGUCCACAGCGAGGGUCUAGUGUUUCAUCGAUACGAACAAAAUAAAAAUUUCAAAAAGAUUCCGGGCCGAACAUGGAUUCUGAGCCAAUUCUGGCCGUUUAUAUCGAAAAAUUUCGGAACCGAUAAAAUGAAAAAAGCAAUUAAUAGUAUAUAUCGAGCGAUUCUGCAGACAUUAUUGAUAGCGGAGGCGAUGCUUAUAACACAACAACAACAGCACUCGAGAAUGCAUUCAAAUAACAUUAAUUCCGAGCGACUAUUGUAUGCGAAAUGCAAUUCUUGUUUCCAUUUAAUGGCUUUCGAUAUGAUACUGAACUCCAGUUUAGAGCCAUUUAUCAUAGAAGUGAACGGACAGCCAAAUAUGCAGGAGUCACGGAAGGACGAGUCGCCCCUCUCUGGUCGGGUGAAGAAGCUGGUCCUCGACGACGUGAUCGAUAUGAUAAGUGCCACGGAUUCGGUGGCCAACGACGUGGCCGAGUCUCUCGACGAAGUGAUCGACGACAACAUCGGCGUAAUGGGCAUCAGUUGUCACAUAUCGCACGACCUGUGCUUAAGUCGAGACGAUUUGAGUUAUUUAUUGAACGCCAGACGAGAGUCGCUCAAUAAGGGCUCGUUUAAGAGCUUAUAUCCGGCGCUCGGAAUCGAUACUUACAAACAGCUAAUCGACGAAUUGAGUCAAUUGAUUGUCGCCCAAAGUGUGGGCCAAACGGCCGCUAACGAGAUGUCAGUGCAUAAGACGGCAGAUCUUCAUCCGCUUCUCAUGUCAUUAGAGCGCUAUUAUUACCGACACAUUAUCGAUGAAGACUAUGGCGACAGCGCCGGCACCGGCGACCACUCAAAUCACAAUCAAAUGGUUAGCUUUCAUAACAGUUCCGUCUAUUUAAACGAUAAAAACAACCCAUUCGUCGACUCAUUGUCGUCGUCCACAGUGAAUGGCUGUUCCGAUGAGCCCUCAACACUGCCUUAUUUAGCGUCUAUUGAAUUGAGUCCUACAUUGCAAUUAAUGCCUCCAUUCUCGCCGCUUAUCACACAAUAUCAUUGCAACGCCUCAUAUGAACAGCUUAUGGUCACCGUUUGGGCCAAAGCGCAGAACUGUCAGACAGAGGUGAGGCUCGAGGAUAAGUUCGGUCCAUCGAGACAGACAAAUUAUACCCUCGGAAUUGGGGUCAACAAGAUAUCGCUGGUUGUGGUCGAUAUAUCACACACCGAGCCGUGGGACUGUGAUAUGAGAGUCUAUCCCCGGAAUCGGUGCGGACUCAGCGAACAAAACGAUUACACCGAUUGGCGGGCCUAUCAAUACCGACAAUCGUUGACCACAAAGUGCAAAACGGGUGCCGAGAGUGGCCAAUGGGCGGUGCCGUGCGGUGAUUGUGGCAACUCUACCACGUGCUACUGGCGUGAGGCCCGAUGGGACCCAAUUCGGUGCCAUUACCCCCGACUAUCGCAAAAGAGGCUCUCCUCGUGUCUCACCAACAAAAAGGUUGCCGUAAAUAUGAUGGGUCGGACUCCGAUGGGUGCGAUAUUAUUCGUCGGCGACUCAACCAAUAGAGGAAUUAUGCAUUACAUGAUUGAGAGACUGAACGGAACUCUUAUCGAUUGGGAUAAGACACACGACCUGAAAAUCUAUCCCAAUAUGAAUAAGAGGAAAACUGUUGUCAGUUUUGCCUAUUAUCCCAAGUUUUGGUUACCAACAAAUCAAAGGCCGUCUUUCGAUCGGGCAGUCUAUCAACUCUUUGAAAAAGUACAGCCGUUGGAAAAUAACUCAAAUACUGUAUUAAUCUUCGGCGGCGUUCAAUGGCUGGCGACACAACACAUCCAUAUGUUGCUCAAGACGUUAGCAAAUUUGAAACUCCAAGGAAUCAAACUCGUGAUGAAGACAUUGGGCGCCGGUUUUCAUCAACACAUCGAAGGCGUUCACUGCCUUUCUUUAAAAGAGCAGCAAAAGUUAGCCCUCCAUAACAGCGAACUAAUCUCAUAUGCCUUGAAGUUAGGCAUAGAAGUGGUCGACACUUACAAUAUAACGAUUGCCAAAUUCAAAGACUUUAUGCCAGGAAAAUGUGCUUGCCACUUUCAUCAGAUUACUGAUAUGAGUCCCAAUGAUAUAAACUCUGGUCAAAGCCAACCGCACACCACAUAUCGAGUGGAAGGACUGAUUAAUGCCAUCUAUACUAAUGUUGUCAUCUCUAGGAUAUGCGAGAACUUCGAGGACGAGACCGACUAUCGAUGACACCUCUCUUUCUCUGUAUAUAUCUCUUUUCGCUAAAUAAUUAUUGUAUAACUUUAUGCCAAAAAUCAAUCAAAUAAUUCUGUGAUCUUCUUAUUUAUGAGAC